AUGGGUAAAGAUAAAAAACGAAGCAGGAGAAUGACAAUUGUGAGAAGCGGAUUCGGAGAUGGAAUUCGGGUCGAUUCUGAUAAAGAAAAUGAAACCGUCAAUCCUCAAGUAGAGAAUCCCGCGUUGAAAGAGCAAAAGUCUGUCUCGGACUCAGACAAGCUCGUUGACGAGCUUGCGCAGAUGCAGGCUGAGGAUGGGACUCAAGUAGUAGUUGAUAUAGAGUCUACUGAGACAACUGAGUCUAAGAAAUUAGAUGUCGAGGUAGAACUGCUUCUGGGAGAUGAUCCAGGAGCAAAGAAAAAAGAACAAGUGGGGCUGCACGAGAGUUUGGUGUCGCGUUGGUCAUCUUGGCUGACUGACGGAUUACCGAAAGAGGUUAAAGACAAGGUGUUAGAGAAAUAUCCGCGUAAGGGAAAUAUUUCUCUCGAGGCCCCAGAAUUAAAUGAAGAAAUUUCAGCUACACUGAACGAAACGGGCUAUCAAGAUAAUGGGUAA
Messenger RNA from Cotesia congregata, 495 nucleotides. NCBI's taxonomy places the organism in Eukaryota, Metazoa, Arthropoda, Insecta, Hymenoptera, Braconidae. The record is from the annotation of a GenBank genome assembly.